UCAGUCCUUUCUAGAGAGAGCAGCCCAUCGGGUUCAGUUCAGUUGAGCUAUAGCUCUUGCCAUUCACGGACACACAACGUUCUUUCCACUCUCUCACGAACCAGUAUCCACUCACUUUCAUAACGUUGACGCUUUUCGACCAGGUCAAUCCGACGGGGUGGUCACCGCACACUUUCGUACUCACCACACCCACUACGUCCACGCACACCCCUCCCCCUCGGGGAUGGAGAGAGGCCGGUGAACGGGAGUCAUGGGCACGUGACCCUUACGAAAGCAUUGUUCCGGGCCUCGGUAUGAAAAGCUUUUUCAUACGAUGGAAAACACAAUUGGAAAAGUGACUGUCUCACUUGGCAGACUUGUGAUAAGAGUGAGACGACUGAGUGAGUGAACAAUAAUAAGAGUGGUGUAAACUGAUCCUGGUGAAACUCGGACAGAAAAGGAAAACCACUGGCCAGCAAUUGGAUCAUACAGGGAAAUCGAGACGUUUUUCUCUCGAGACGAAAUAUGUAUGCUGUAUAAAUAAGUUGAGAGAACUUUGUACCCUGUCAACUUUUUGGUCGUCACCUUAUCCAUCGGGACCAAAUUACCUGAUUUUUUUCAUCCAAAUAAUAAACAUUUAUCAAAAGUAAUACAGUAACUGUGAUGGCCAGCAGUGUCUCAGAAAAGAGGAUUGAUUUUCUGAAAAAGUGUGCUUCAUAUUGCUUGACCUGCUCUUGAAGUGAAAGAGGAGAGGAAAUGUCGUGACCGUUUCGUGUGUUUGUCGUCUUCUUCUUGUGGUCGAAAACUAAGAAAAACAAAACGCGAGGUGGAAUCUUGACUGUUGCAAUUCUGAAAAGUGAUAAAAGACAAAAAGAUGCGGAUUAAAACCCCUGCACUCAGAAUUGCACAAGGUAAGACCCUACAGCGUUUUCCGCCAUUCUGGGAUGACGUGAUAUGUAGAAUCAGAGGGAUGGACCAUUCCAUCGGUUCUGUUCACGGCCCCGGAGAUAUCCUCACCUGCGGCGGGUGUAAGAAGCAAUUUGGUCUGAGUGACAUUGUGCGCUUUAUUCAGCACAAGGUUCGCACAUGUCCCGCAAUCCUGACUGCGAGCAACAGCUCAGAUCGCAGGGACAAUUCUGCAGUCGCUGCAGCCACCGCGGCGGCCGCGGCGCUGCUAAACAACAAUAAUUUGGAUGCCAAAAACAAUCACUCCUCCUCCUCUGCUGCUACCAAUCUCUUGGUGGAGAGUCCGAGUUCCUCCACCCCUUGUUCCGAGGACGAAGAAGAUGAUGAUAAUGAUGACGAUCGGCCGGAAAACUAUUCCAAAAUUCCUAGCAGCAAAUGCAGCAACAACAAUAAUAAUAAUAACAAUAACAGCAACAAUGCUAAUAACAACAAUAUUGGAGAUAAGCACGGUGGGAGUGACGCGGAAGAUGAGGCUGACCAUGAUAAAUCAACAACAGCCGUGGCUAAGAUUCCCGUCGUGAAGAUUCCUCCUAGCAUCUCUGCCCCCAUAAAUAGUCGCCGGUCGAAAGGUCACCCUCACCAGCACCAGUCAGGGAGUCAUCAUGACUCUAAUCAGCGAAAGGAAGGGGGUGAAGACCCACCGCUGCUGCUACUGACCAACAAUAAGUCGGAUGCAUCGGUCAAUACCUCGUCGUCGUCGGGUUCAGGUUCAGAACCAAAUCGAAUUGUAUGCAUCAACUGUCAUCAGUCUUGUUCCUCUGCGUGGGCCCUCAUUCAACAUGUCCAGUCUUCGCAUGGAGUCAAAAUAUGUUCCUCUCCUUCUGGAGGAGAUGCUGUAGCUGCCCCCAAUUCUGGAAGCAACAUUCUCCCGUCCCCGGCUGCUGGACUUGUUCACCCACAAUCGUCCUCCCUCCUGCCCACCACCCCAGUAGGACCUUUCUCCAACCCUAUGACGACACCGUCACCCUCGUCGUCGUCCUCCUCCAACAACAAUAACCAUCAUCACCAUCACCACCACCACAGUCACGGGCAUUCCUCCCACCACGGUCAAGGCAGCAGUAAUCAUGACCUAGGAAAGCAGCGAAGGGAGAGGUCAACAGAACGUUCUCAUUCUCGCUCGUCCUCCUCAUCUGCUGUUGGUGGAGUUGGACUACUCCCCGGUGUAAAUCUUUCCAUGGUGUCCCCCAACAACCCCCCACACCCAUUGAUACCAAAUAGUGGGCAUCAUCAUCAUCGUGGUAGCGCUGCUGGCUCAUUUGGACCAACUCCGCCAGAUUUUGGUGGAUUGUUAAGGUUUCCAUUUCCUCAACCUUUCUGUCUCCCGAGACCCCCGUCCACUGCUUCUAGUCACGACUUCAGGGUGGAACAGUUAGUCAACUCCUCCACGAAUAAUAGUAAUGCCAACAACAACAACAGCAACGCAUCCUCAUCUGGAACCGUAAACAGUGACUUCAGACCCUUGCCCAAUCUCCCUUUUGACCCGAGAACUGCCCUGGAUUUGGCUUGUGCAGCAGCAGCAGCCGCAGCAGUGAGAAAUUCCAACAAUUCUUCUGGCGUGGGGGAACCCAUGGACUUUUACUCCCAAAGACUGAGACAACUUGCUGGCGGAUCCAGUGUUUCCCCGUCCCCAGGAUCACCAGGCUUCUCGAGAAAACCAGUGAUGACACCACCCUCCCCACUUUCUCCGGACGAUGGGAAAGGGAAAAUAUGCGACAAGUGUGGCAAACGGUUCAGAUUCGAAAGCACAUUAGUAGCCCAUAGAAGAACACACGCCUCUGACGCUCCACACAGAUGUCCACAAUGCAGCCAAAAUUUUACAUCCAGUGGUCGGCUACGAAGGCAUUUGAUUUCUCAACAUGGACAUCCCAUGGAUUUAGAUGACGCCAUCAUAAGUGGUCACCCCCGAAUAAUCACUGGUGGUGUUGGAGUUGAGGAUUCUCCAGUGAAUGAUUGUUCCAGUCCUGUCGCUAGCACACCCACCCCACCAACUUCGGGUAUAGGAUCCAGUGUAUCUGCAGGUACAGGAACCACCUCCUCAGGUCCCAAUUCCAGCUCAUCAAGUCACCAAGACCUCGGCUUUGAGUCCAAUAAGUCAGACUCUGAGCACAACAAUAAUUCUGCCAAUAUGAUCUCUCCCACUCGGUUGGGAAAAUCAAGUUCUGAUGAUGCAGAGGAGUCACUCAACCUCACCAGCGAGUCUGUUCACAAUAACAACACGAAAGAAGAGAAAGAGGACAAUCUUCCAUAUGAAGGGUUAAAAUUGAAGCGUUCCUCAUCCAGCCCCUUGAUGACAAACACCAGCAGUGGUACUGGCAAUAACAAUAACAACAACAAUAAUAAUGAGAAUGGGGAUGAUAACAUGCAUCUAAAAGAGAAAGUUGAAAAUAACGACGACGAAAAGUCAGGCGACGGAUCAUCCCUUGAUGAAGAAGAUAAUUAUGACGAUUACAUCGAAUCCGAUUCGGAACCAGAGCCAGAAGUGAAGCGAAGUCGUAAGGUGGACUCUAAUAAAAAUUCUGAGCCCGAGGAUCUCACUCGACGCCCAGGUAAAGACAAAGAGAACACUGGAAAUAAUGGUGGUAUUGCCGGUGGUGGUGGUGGUGGACUCUCAUCCAACUCGAAUUCCCUUGUGGGCGAACUUAUAGAUCGGUUUGGACUCAACAACAUUGCACAAUACAGUGAAGCUUACAGACAAGCACUCAAAGAAUCUCAACUUUACUCUAAACUGAUCAAAGGUGGUGGCGGAGAUCGAUCCACACCCAAUGGCUUAAGUCCGAAUUCUCCACCCAUGGUGCCCGGACUUGGGCCCCCAUUUGACCUUCUUCAUCCCGGUCAAGGUGCAGGGACUCCCAGCGGACCCAUUCAGUUCCCAUUUGACCCCGCGAGUGGUGCGUUGGACAAGAGGAUGAAGUUGGAUUCACCAGAAGGUCUUUAUGCUGCCGGCCUCUGGCUCCCACGAGACCAUUUGAGUUUCCUCAACGCAACCCCGAGCAGUGGGCUGGACGGUGGUGCUGGUGGGGCGGGCAGUGGGGGUGGUGGUGGUCCCAACAGACCUGAGAGAGAGGGGAGAGAAAAGUCAUACAAGUCGGACCGCUUCGAACGUGCGACGAGGGGAGAAAGAGAUAGUGGGACCCCAUUGUCCAACUCAAUGGGGACAAUGAAAAAAGAGUCUCGUCGCAACGACACUUGCGAAUAUUGCGGAAAGGUGUUCAAAAACUGUAGCAAUCUCACCGUCCACAGACGGUCUCACACGGGAGAAAAGCCCUACAAAUGCGAACUCUGCAGCUAUGCUUGUGCCCAGAGUUCCAAAUUGACCCGACAUAUGAAAACUCAUGGUCGUCUUGGGAAGGACGUUUAUCGCUGCCGUUUUUGCGACAUGCCCUUCUCCGUUCCUUCCACGCUUGAAAAACACAUGCGAAAAUGUGUCGUAAACCAAAACAAUCUGGCGGCUGCAGCCGUGGCAGCGUCCGUCAAACUGGAGCUGGGACAACAGUCUUACUCCUCCUCAUUGGAUCAUCAAACGGAUGAUUCCAACUCGAAAGACACCACCUGACUUUUGCCGUGGGGAACACACUUCCCAUUUGGCCUCCUCCCACCAUCACAUCCCACCCGACUAUACUAACAUAUCCCAAAAACCACAAAACAAACCGCGUAAAAUGUUUGAAGAUAUAAUCCUUGUAUAGAUUUUGUACGCUGAAAGCAAUCUUGGUCAUGGCUUCGUUUGUACAUAUUCAUAUAAUUCUUUACUAUCAUCAUUCAUACAUCAUAGUUCAUAAUAUAUUUUGAAGAUAGGUAUAGUUACGGUACGAGCGAGGAAUUUGGAACGCUCGUGGUGCUGCAGUAAGCAUCAUGCACAUUUACAUAUUAAUCAAUCAACACUGGAAACAUAUUAGCGGUAUAAUAAAGCACACCACAUCAACCAACAGCACACUAUUCUCAAUUCAGUUGUUAGAGCACUUCUACUUGGACGGAUAUCUAAAUAGAGAUGAAUACAUAACAAGUAAAAGUAGGCAGACGGACAUAAUAUAUCAACACCGUGGACGCGUGUGUGUUGCCUAUCGUCGAUAACCUUACUCCCACGACUUUGUUGUACAGAUAAGAAAGAAAAACGCGCUCCAGUUCUGUAAAGAAAUAUCAUUUAAUAAGACGACGCAGUAUAGUAAUAAUAAUAAUAAUAAUAAUAAUUAAAAAAAGUACGUCGUCGGUCAUUCAUUAUUCGUUCGUUCGUUGUCCAAUGUCUUCCCGGUUGCAUACCAGUUCCAGGUUGUUGUCAGUAUUUCCAUGCACGAGGCUUUGAUGGAGAGAACCGGUGAACAAUAAUAGUAAUAAUAUUUCUCUUUUAACUUUAUAUAUGGAAUUCAUGUACUUUUUGAUGAUGAGACAGUGUACAUACAUACAAAUAGAGUAUCCGACUAUUUCUGCAAAGAGGAACGGGAGAGAAGGGGAAGGUUGAGACGAUGGAGAUUUAAUUCAACUAUUAAACAGGGUUUUACUACACCAAAAAUCAAUCGCCACAUGUUCACUUACUAAUAUUAUUAAGUAUCAUUAGCCUAUUGUAGCAGAGCACGGGAAAUUAUUAGUUUUAGCAGCAGCAAGAUAAGUAUGACGACAAAUUCAUGAUUUUAGAUGAGUUACAUUUUACAGAGAAAAUAUUUAAUAGUGAAUUCACAAAAUUUUAUUAUUAUUAUUACACUUUCUCAUAUCAUUAUUUAUCGCAACGACCUUUUUAGGAGAAUCGAGGACCCAGUCAUUUUUACAUUUUAUAAACAUUGACAAAGUUUUUUCGUAAUAUACUUUUUAAUGCAGAUUUUAAACGAAUACUUGUGUUUUUGGUUUUUCCUGCUCUACAUACACACGUGUGUGGAAACUUCAUGUUUUAUUAAUGCAACCAUGUGAAUUGCAUGUGACGAAUUUUAUGUAAUUUACUGCUAAUGCAAAUUUAUUAUUGUUUUCUUAUAAUUGAAUUUCAUGUUUGAAUUGAGUCACACAAGUAUUUCUAUGAAUGUUAUUAUUUAAGUUUUUUUUAGAAAUUUGUUAUUUUACGGUCACUUUUUUGCAGGAAUGAAUGAAUGGAGUUCACAUAGUCAUGUAAAGAAAAUUCAAGUUCCUACACUUCUAAUUUUCACCCAUUUUUUCAUUUAAUUUUAUAUCAAAGUUGUUUCUGACACUGGAUAUUCGUUCGUGGGGGCUGGUUUAUAUUUCCGAUAUAAGUUGUGCUAUACGGAGUCGUUGAUUAUAAUAAUUUAUUAGACGCUAAAUUACUAUUUUAUUUAUACAUGCAUCGUUUUUGGUAAAAAAUUAUGAACAUGGAGACACUGCUACUGCCACGAAGGAUAGUCAUUCGUGUAAUCUAAUCUAAUUUAAGUAGGAUUUUGUAUCUGGACAGAAACAAUUACCGCGUGAUUAGUGAACUUAACAUAUAGUUUUCCCCAGAAAUAAUCAUCCAAUCAUAAAAAAUACCCACUAACGAUAUACUUGAAUUAAUUACAGCUCAUAUGCAGAGUAAUAAAUUUUAAUUGAUAAGCCGGUGUUGUAACUUUGGUGUACUUUUAAAUAGCUAUUUACCUACGUGUGUGAUUUCAAUAAUGUGACUUUUUCAUUGGUAUACAUAACUUUUCUCUUCACUAUAAUAUUCAAUAAUGCGUAUAAUUUGCCGUUUACAUACAAAUACAACUUUUAAUCGUGCAGACUUUUUUUUAACAAUUAUUGUAUCACCCACCACCAUGCAUUCUUUAAUAUAAUUCCGAAUUUAUGAUUUGUCUCCCCGAAGCCAAACGACAUAAUAUGAAAUGUACAAUAGCUAAAUAGAUAAUUCACUAAACUAUACAAGUGAUUGUGAAUGAGUAAUAAUAAUAAUAAUCUAAAUAAUAAUGAUUGUAAUAAUAAUUAUGUCGAUAGUUUAGACCGUAGCUCGUACAUAUUUCGUAAUAAGAAUAUAUAUAGCGAAUUUGCAUUGGUACUGAUGCUGAUUAGUUAUACAUAUAGUGUCAUGUUUGAAUUGGUAAAGUGAUGAUCUUAGCCCUUUAUACAUACUGCUAAUGGUAAUAACAGGAAGAUAAUAAUUAAUUAAUCGUUUUCGUACUAACUGGUCCGUUUUGUGGUCACCUCACGAGCACGAUCGAUCAUAAAUAAAAUCAAGGUGUGCAGAUAUACAAA
Molecule: messenger RNA, 7101 nt
Organism: Folsomia candida
Lineage: Eukaryota; Metazoa; Arthropoda; Collembola; Entomobryomorpha; Isotomidae
Gene: Cph
Product: transcription factor mef2A
Exons: 7
Coding region: 854-4498 (1214 amino acids)
Biological process (GO): regulation of transcription by RNA polymerase II
Cellular component (GO): nucleus
Molecular function (GO): DNA-binding transcription factor activity; RNA polymerase II cis-regulatory region sequence-specific DNA binding
Source: RefSeq, a predicted model, not a curated record